Molecule: messenger RNA, 5868 nt
Organism: Halichondria panicea
Lineage: Eukaryota; Metazoa; Porifera; Demospongiae; Suberitida; Halichondriidae
Exons: 6
Coding region: 2524-5277 (917 amino acids)
Source: RefSeq, a predicted model, not a curated record
UUUGACUUGAAUGCUUGCUAUAUCACUCUGACCACUGCACAGUUUAAAAAUCCAACAUUUGCUAUAUAAUUCCUGUGAGUAGCUGGAAAUUAGCUUAUACAUCUGAUUUAACUUCUUAUGUUCCUACGUGCACAUCUGCAAUGAGGGUGUCAUACAGGAUUUUGUAGUAGAGGGGGGAAAUGAGAAAAUGUUGCUAAAAAAAGGUCAACUGUUAUUUCAAUACCCACCUAUGGACACUCAAAAGGGGGGGGGGGGGGUAUCCCCCCUUUCCCUGUAUGACACCCUGACUACACAGUACACUAAUAACUUCCUGUCACUUUCUAACAGCGAAGGUUCUAUACACGUGUCAUCAACGAUCUCAUGAAUUUAUGGAGCCAGCAGCUGAUUCGGUAUUAUGCUACACUAGUAAUAGCAGCUAGUGCGUGUCGUAGCGAUUACUACUCUAGACUGUUUUUGGCUGUGUAUUAACAAUAAUAUAUGUAACAGAUAGUACACAUGCAUAAUUAUAGGUUACAAGUUACGCGUACGAGUGGCGCCAGUGGCCAAAAUAAUUAUGGUAAUGUGUAUAGUGUAGUUGUGUUAAUUAGAUUACUAAUCAUUUCAUGUGGAUAACUUUACUUCCUGUAUUGUACUGUUCUUGUUAUUGUAUGGGUUCUGUUGGUUCUGUUCGUUAGUAGGUUCUUUCUGUAUAGUUGUUCUUUGCCUAGCUAUAGGGGCCCGCUCCAGGCGGCUCUUUGUGUAUGGGAGCCUCUGCUCCACUGCCUUUGUUCUUGUGCAUUUUAUCAGUUGUUGAAUACUAUUUCACUAACCUCAAAUGUCUGCAUGAACCUGCGACACAUAAUAAUUUCAAUGUGUAACAUGACAUGUUGACAAGUUAUGACAACUGUUGACCUCUCCUGACUUUCAAAUAAGCGAAAUCAACACGCAUGCCAGAGAACUGGUGAGAUAAACGUGGUUCCCUCACCAGUUCUCUGGCACAGUAGCAUAUCCCUCCCCCCACCUGCAUGGUUUUCAGAUGCAUUUAUACACACAGAUUAUUUCACGUAUCUUUCACUUGUUUACUGUAACCAUGGAUAUAAUUAGAGCUGCAAACCCUAUGCAUUAAUUUGGGGUUUAGUGUAAUCUACAGCCUCACAUCAAAACCGCGUUACAUCAAGGCCAACGUGCAGGUUUAAGCUUCUUAGCUUCUUAGCUUGCUCGCUUUUAUUCGACAACAAAGCUUUAACAUCAAAAUCUGCCAAUUAAAACUACUACCUUGUUGUGUUGAGGCUAUCCAUGGUACAAACACAGCGCUAUCGCAUCCAGGUGAGCAGACUCAGAAUACACUGAAUGACGACAGACAGACAAUAGACUGACCGACUACUAUACCCUGUGGCGCCGCGGCGCACCUCGGGUUAAUUAUGACCAUGUGAAGUCUGUGCAAACCACACCAUUGUAUUCUUGAAUACCUUAUGUGCUGUGUCACUCUCUCUAUAUGGCAUUGUAUGAAGGCUGCGUGCACUUUGCUAACGAGGGCAUAUAAGGUCUUAUCGCAUGCCGAUUCAAUUGCCUCAUCAACUCUCCUGUGCUACCUUUUCACGUAAAAGCAAAAAGCUGGCUUCAAGUGUGUAGAAUAGUGCGGAGAGCCUUAUGUGGUGGAGUUUAAGUUUAUCGGUACUGUAGCAUGUAUUGUACUUGCCGUAGUCAAACCAUAAUUAAUAUUGUCAUUAUUGUCAAACAUAAUUAUGGCUUCCUGCAUGGUACAAUAACACAUUACAUUUGGGUAACCACGGUGACACAUGGAUCUGCAUGUGCCUAGUUUGUAUCGUACCAAUUCACAUGACAUUGUUUCACCUCCCGAAGGAUCUCUUUCACUCGGUUGUUUAUCCCUGCAGCCGCCAUUUGCCUGUGAGUGUUAUGUAUGCCUUAUUUGCAACUGUCCAGUUUGUUUUAUUAGAUAUAGAUAUGAUUUAUUCUCCAAAUUUAGCCAGUAUAUAGAAAGUUUUUGUUUCAACCAGUACAAUGUGUUAUCCCCUUACAACUUGCUAUAUAGUUAUGAUAUAGUCGAUAGUUUGUCACUUUACCUGUGGUGUGUUAUGUGCUGAAUGCAUGGCAAAGCCUCGAGUUCAAUCUGGGCGAUUCAAACAAGUUUUUAUCGAACUUGUGUCAGUUGUAUUGCUGAACUUUAUAGAAUGGGAAAAUGAUGGUAUGAUCGAAAUGAUCGAUGCGUAAUUACAAUGCAGCGUUCUUUUCCUUAAAAAGCGCGGCAGCCUGGACCAGAGCUUAUGGUUGGCAGAGGUGAAUUUGUUUUUUGCUAGUAGAUAGACUGUAUCGUCUCUCUGCAGUUCAACCACCACUGUGACCAUAGAUUGUGGUGAGAUCUGCCCACGCUGAUCUCUUAAUUUCACAAUGAAUCUCAUUAAUAAUCUAUUUUUGGCUGGCUGGAUCAUAGAUCUGUCUGGAUCAAGCAGACAUACUUAGGUAUAUAGUAAUCAAGAGAACAAGUAGCUGUGUCAAGAAUAAGUGAUACUUUGUGUGUGGAUCAUGAUGGUUACCAGAGGAUACAUGUUACGUGUAGCUCUAAUCACAGUCAUACUGAUGGCCACAUCCAAAACUGUGUGUGGUGAAUUUAUUCUAACUGUCAACUUGGUCAAUUACACCAACCCAACCGGACUGUGUGCUGAAUGUCAUGACAUAAUGCCAGUGUGUUGUGAUGAGCUACCAUUCAAAUCUGGCAACUGUACCGACACAGGAGAGAAGAGAUGUGACACCAGGUUCCGUUGGACCAUCAGACCAUUCGGUACAUCACUAGAGACAAGACCCAGCAUGGGGUACUUCUUCACAGACUGUACUAUAUCCCCCAGCACUUGCCCAUUCAGUGAAAUGAGUACAGCAUUCGGUCAAGGUCCAACAGCACUACUGGGAGUAACACCCAAUCCUCUACCUGUUUCAAAAACAAAUUUUACUGUAUGGACUGGACAAAUUCAGUUUUUCAUAGAAGCAUUGGAUAGUGGACUCCCGAACAUAAUAGACAGUCUGUUGAUUGACCUGGACAACCUCCAACUUGGAGCAGACUUUCCUGAGGAGAUGACGUUCACUGGAGUCCACAACAUAUCUCACAUGACCAUGAGUUUCAGAGUCGAGUGCUCUCCUGGUUUCUGUGGACGUGACUGUACCACCACACUUCAGAACAAUCCACGAGUGGCCGAAUGUCAAGCUGAUGGCACUCUAACAUGUGCUGAUAAUCGAUUUGACCCUUCACCUCUUGUAGCCUGCAACGAUUGCCUCUACAACCUGGAUAUUACGACUGGCUGCUCCACUUGCGUACAGACCAACUAUGACCCAGUCUCUAAUUGCACAGCCUGCCUUCCUGGAUAUGAUAUUGGCCAAAACUGCUUAACAUGUAUUGAUGCAAACUAUGAUCCUUGUACAAAUUGCUCGACAUGCAUUAUAGGCACAAGAUAUGAUCAAUUGACCAGCUGUAUAUCAUGCGUGGACACAAACUUUAAUCCUCUCAAUGGCUGUACAUCAUGUUUGUUGGAACUCUACGACCUACAGACAAACUGCACCCAGUGCCUACCUAACAGAGAUCCCUCUACCAACUGCACCCAGUGCCUACCCAACAGAGAUCCCUCUACCAACUGUACCCAGUGCCUACCUAACAGAGAUCCCUCUACCAACUGCACUCAGUGUCUACCAGGCUGGGACAUCACCUCGGACUGUACUAGUUGCCUACCCAACAGAGACCCAGUCACCAACUGCUCCCUCUGCCUACAACCAGAUAUGUUCACUGAUACAGACUGCAGUGUGUGUGCUCUACCAGGAGGGGAUCCAGCAACACUCUGUCAAACAUGCUUGGCCACUAACUUUGACCCUAACACAAAUUGCUCUGAGUGCAUAGGUAAUCGUGAUUUCGGCUCCAGCUGCUCCACUUGUCUGCCUGGAUAUGAUAGUAGCCUUAACUGUGCAGUGUGUCUUUCUGGACGAAACAUAUCCACAAGAUGUACCACCUGUCUGGCUGAAUUCACUGGCAGUAACUGUGAACCUGUGUCUUCUGUGAAUGGUGGUCUUGUGGGUGGUAUAGCGGGUGGAGCUCUCUUCCUGGUGAUAAUCGUCUUGGUGAUCAUUGUAUGUGUGCUCGUGUGUAAAAAUCGAAGGAGAGGUCAUAUCCAAUUUGUUUCAGAUGAAGGAGCAGCUCGUAAUGCUUAUGAUAUUACUGGAACUGGAAGUGGAUCGUCAGCAGAACAUAAGUUUCAGAAUCCGAUAUAUGGCCCGGGAUUGGAAAUGGACUUAAAGACUGGAACAGGGUCAUCAGAUGAUCACGCAUUUACUAAUUCACUGUACGAGACCUCGAACGUACACACAGCAGAUGGUUACUCUCACCCUAGUGUCAGCCCACCCUCACAUACGGUAAAAACAGGCACCCAGGAUCUUACGUCUACUCUCGAUGGACCAACGUACAAUACAGCUAGCUGUCUUGAUAACAACCUGCCAAGAGAAGGCACACCUGUUUACGACACAGCUGAUCAUACUCAUCGACCACCUUUUACCAACCCACAGAAUAAAGACUAUUCUAAAUUGCAUCAACCUCGCAACCCACCAGAUGAAGACUAUUCUAAACUGCGCCAACCUCCAAUAACAAGUGUAACACCUCAACCGACUUCUCUGGCUGACUAUGACACGGCCACAUUUAUUGAGCAGCCUGUCUAUGACGAAGCCUUCCCUCCAUUGGGUGAUCCCCUUUCUAAGAAGGGGACCAGACAUCCAUCAAAGUCUGCUGGAGCUUAUGAAGAAAUUGAAGAUGAAGAUAUUCGUGGGAGAGACGAGUACGAUACAACUUACCCUCCUCCUGCAGUUAUACCUAGUGUUAAUGCAUACUCGAAAGUGGGUAAACUUGAAGCUGAGCUUCCUGCAUACGAUGUAGCAAAUAAUCAUCACCCGAAACAGGUACAGUCUAAAGCUCCACCUCCUAAUGGAAGUCUGUACAAUACUGCCGAUUAUCCCCAAGAGCAAGCAACUCGACCUAAACAUAACUAUACAGAAACUAGCGACUUUCUUCCUACUUCAAUAAAAAAGGAAACGUCUCUAGCUCAACACACUUAUGAUUAUGCAGAUGCAAGCGAAUUCCUUUCUGCUUCCUCCUCUGCCAAACAUUCGUAUGACUACGUGGACAAUCCUAUAGAUGGUACGAAUGCAUUGCCCCCUGCAUUGGCCUCCCUGGCUAGCUCUGUGUACACGAACACAACGCCUGACAAGAUAGCGCUUGAGGCCGAGUCUCAUUAUGACCUAGGGCAGUGAGUGGACAUGUUCGUUUUAUAUUAUUUUUAGAAGUGUGUGUUGUGUGUUUCACAUUAUCAGAUUAUAAUAUUACGACUGCAUUUACCUUCAAUUCUGGUUCACCUGAACUGUUAAGUUUUAAUCGUAAUUACAUAUCCCUUCAAAUGGUUUGUCCUUUUUUGCACUGCACCAUUAUUAUUUCUGUUGUGUAUCCCACAGUAUUGUACUAACCAUUAUUAUUUAAAAAAAACUUCGAUUGAAAGGACACACAUGCACACUACGUGUAUGUGUUAUGUCAUCCAUGUAGUGGUUGUUGUUUCUGUAUAGUGUGAGCACGUUGGUGUGACUGUGUGCUUUCUGGUGGUAGCAGCUGGCCUAUGUAUAUGGGAGGUGAUUACCGCCAAAAUUAGCAGUGAAAAAGUAGAGGCGCGUUUUGCAAAAAUAGAUGGUAUGAUUUUUUUACAGAGGUGUGUUUUGAAAAAUAAGCGCUGCUCUUUUUUAUACAGAGGUGUGUUUUGAAAAAAUAGGUGGUGCAAUUCUUCUAUGGCUGAAGCUGCUCAAGUGUGUGUCUUUAUUUUAAAGAUCCUGGUUCCACCUGUGUCAACGUGUCUA